Molecule: messenger RNA, 1746 nt
Organism: Rhipicephalus sanguineus (brown dog tick)
Lineage: Eukaryota; Metazoa; Arthropoda; Arachnida; Ixodida; Ixodidae
Gene: Fs(2)Ket
Product: importin subunit beta-1
Biological process (GO): protein import into nucleus
Cellular component (GO): cytoplasm; nucleus
Molecular function (GO): small GTPase binding; nuclear import signal receptor activity
Source: RefSeq, a predicted model, not a curated record
UACGCGGAGGUUUGCCAGUAGCACCAAUCAGCAUUGGCCUUCGGACAUAAGCGCUCUUUCAGCGUGCGCGCUACCCUUGUGCGCACAUCCAUGUGCUUCGCGCUCGCCGGUAAUGAAAGUUUUCACCACAGAAAAGAUUGUUUAUUAAGACGCGUAGCUUUUCCCCAUCUACCGUCGCUCGACGGCCCGGGUGACAACGAUGGACUUGACCACCAUCCUUGAGAAAACAGUCUCACCAGACAAAAAUGAAUUGGAGGCAGCGCAGAGGUACUUGGAACAAGCCGCCCAGACCAAUCUGGCGGAGUUCCUUCGCUCCCUUUCGGAGGUUCUCCAAGGGGCAAACAACAGCCCUGUGGCCCGAAUGGCCGCAGGCCUCCAGAUUAAGAACAGUCUCACAUCCAAGGACAAUGAAUUGAGGACACAGUACCAGCAGCGCUGGCUCUCCUUUCCUCAGGAGGCCCGUAUGUACAUCAAGAAUAAUAUCCUGAGCGCUCUCGGCACAGAGACAAUCCGCCCAAGUUCGGCAGCCCAGUGUGUGGCGUAUGUUGCUGUGGCUGAACUGCCUCAGAUGCAAUGGCCAGAUCUUAUACAAGUGCUGACAAACAAUGCAACUAACCCAGCUUCAACAGAAAUGCUCAGGGAGGCCACAUUGGAAGCAAUUGGUUACAUCUGCCAGGACAUUGAGCCAGAGGUGUUGUUGGGUCAGAGCAAUGACAUCUUGACAGCAAUUGUUCAUGGAAUGCGCAAGGACGAACCGUCGGAGCAUGUCAAGCUUGCAGCAACCACCGCUUUGCUCAAUUCUCUCGAGUUCACGAGAGCCAACUUUGAGAAGGACUCUGAAAGGCACUUCAUUAUGCAGGUGGUGUGUGAAGCAACCCAGUCAAGCAACACACAGGUGCGAGUCGCUGCACUACAGUGCCUUGUGAAGAUAAUGUCAUUGUACUACCAGUACAUGGAGCACUACAUGGGGCCUGCCCUUUUUGCUAUUACUAUGGAGGCAAUGAAGAGUGAUAUCGACGAAGUGGCGUUGCAGGGCAUUGAAUUCUGGUCAAACGUCUGUGAAGAGGAAGUGGACCUCUCUAUUGAAGCCUCUGAAGCAAGUGAGCAGGGUCGCCCUCCAGCCAGAACAUCUCGCUUCUAUGCCAAAGGGGCCCUGCAGUACCUGGUGCCCAUUUUAGUACAGACACUCACCAAACAGGAGGAGCAUGACGAUGAGGAUGACUGGAACCCAUGCAAAGCAGCUGGUGUCUGCCUCAUGUUGAUGGCCAGCUGUUGCGAGGAUGAUAUGAUUUCCCACAGUCUGCCUUUUGUACGGGAGCACAUCAAACAUCCCGACUGGAGGUAUCGAGACGCUGCAGUAAUGACAUUCGGUUGCUUGCUGGAGGGACCUGACCCUGCCAUCUUGAAGCCUCUCGUGGAGCAGGCAAUGCCCACACUCAUUGAGCUUAUGUGCGACCAAAGUGUGGUGGUGCGUGACACAGUGGCCUGGACUAUAGGGCGUGUCUGUGAGAUUAUCCCCGAGGCAGUGGUUGCUGAAAACUACCUGGGUCCUUUGCUCCAGGCAUUAGUGAAAGGACUGGGUGCCGAACCUCGAGUUGCUGCCAAUGUCUGCUGGGCUUUCAACAGCUUGGCCGAGGCAGCGUUUGAAGCUGCAGACACUCCUGGUGAUGGAUCAGAGCCAGAAACUUACUGCCUGUCGGAAUACUUCGAAGUUAUAGUUUCAAAGCUUUUGGAGACAACAGAAAG